UCAGAGUUCAGACUCCAUUUUGACAGAAGAACAGAAGACGUCUGGUUCAGGACUGACUGAAGUUCACAGGAUGAGUCUGAGUGUGGAUGAAGAGGAGGACGGAGCAGAGUUAUCCCAUGAUACAAACAGGGGUUUGUCCAUAAAGGAACCUCCAGGGGGCAGUAAUGAACCAGGACCCUCUGAUCCACAAGGUCAGUAUAACAGACCCAGAGCAGAGUCUCCAGUGUCCACAUGUCUGUCCAUGAACAGUGACUGGUCCAAGGAUUGGCCUCCAGACUUUAGUCGUGAACCUGGACCUUCAGACACAGAAGGUCAGUAUAACAGACCCAGAGCAGAGUGUCCAGUGUCCACAUGUCUGUCCAUGAAGAGUGACUGGUCCAAGGAUUGGCCUCCAGACUUUAGUCCUGAACCUGGACCUUCAGACACAGAAGAGACGGAGAGGACUCAUGUUCCUGAGGUGGACCCACCGUCCUGUUCUUUGUGUCAGAAGGUCCAGAGUGAUCCGGUCCGGACCAGCUGUGGACACUGGUUGUGCAGACAGUGCAUCGCUUCAUACUGGGACCAGUCUGGUUCAUCAGGAGACUCCUCCUGUCCCCAGUGUGAAGAAACAUCCAGAACAAGAGCUGAGCUGCAGAUCCACAGCUCUGUCCAAAUUGAACAUAAACUCAGUCUGAGGAGCAGAUGUGAAUGUGUGACUGAAGGAACUGAGGAAACAGGAAGUAGAACCCGUCUAAACCGGAUCUACACUGAGCUCUACAUCACAGAGGGACAGAGUGAAGACGUUCAUACCCAACAUGAGGUGAGGACGCUGGAGACAGUUUCCAAGAAGAUCAUCCAAGAAAGGCCAAUCAGGUGUCAGGACAUCUUCAAAGCCUUACCCGAGCAGCAGAAACCCAUCAGAGUGGUUCUGACCAACGGCGUGGCUGGAGUUGGAAAAACCUUCUCGGUGCUGAAGUUCACUCUGGACUGGGCCGAGGGUUUAGAAAACCAGGACGUCAGUCUGGUGGUUCCGCUGUCCUUCAGAGAGCUGAACCUGGUCUCAGAUGAGCAGUACAGUCUGCUGACGCUGCUCCAUGUUUUCCAUCCAACAUUACAGAAGGUCACAGCAGAGCAGAUCAGCAUCUGCAAACUUCUGUUCAUCUGCGACGGCCUGGAUGAAAGCAGACUGUCACUGGAUUUCCACCACUGUCAGGUUGUUUCAGACGUCACUCAGAAGUCAUCAGUCAACGUCCUGUUGACCAACCUCAUCAAGGGGAACCUGCUUCCAUCAGCUCUCAUCUGGAUAACAUCUCGACCUGCAGCAGCCAAUCAGAUCCCUCCUUCAUGUGUGGACAGGGUAACAGAGGUCCGAGGCUUCACCACUGAUGACCAGAAGGAGGAGUACUUCAAGAAGAGAUCCACUGAUGAAGAUCUGUCCAACAAAAUGAUCUCACACAUCAAGACAUCCAGGAGCCUCCACAUCAUGUGUCAAAUCCCAGUCUUCUGCUGGAUCAGUUCUACAGUUCUGGAGCACAUGUUGACUUCAGAGCAGAGAGAAGAGCUGCCCAAGACCCUGACAGACCUGUACUCACACUUCGUCAUGGUCCAGACAAAGAGGAAGAAGAAGUAUGAAAAAGGACAUGAAACACGAUCAGGAGAGCUGUUAAAGGCAGACAUGGAAGUCCUUCUGAAGUUGGGGAGGCUGGCGUUUGAACAACUGGAGAAAAGAAACAUGAUGUUCUACCAAGAAGACCUGGAUCAGUGUGGUCUGGACGUCACAGAGGCCUUGGUGUACUCAGGAGUUUGUACAGAGAUCUUCAAAACAGAGACUGUGAUCUUCCAGAAAACAAUCUACAGCUUUGUUCACCUGAGUGUUCAGGAGUUUCUGGCUGCAGUCUACUUCUACCACUGUUACACCAGCAACAACACAGAGGUUCUGAUGCGUUUCACAGUCAGUGACAGCCUCAGUGACAGCCUCAGUGACAGCCUGGAUGUUUUCCUCAGAAAAGUCAUGAUAAAAUCCCUUCAGAGUGAGAACGGACACCUGGAUCUGUUUGUUCGUUUCCUUCAUGGCCUCUGUCUGGAGUCCAACCACAGAGUUUUAGGAGGUCUGCUGGGUCCAAAAGAGAACAGACCAGAGAGCAUCCAUAAAGUCAUCAUGAACCUGAAGCAGAUGAACACUGAGGACAUCUGUCCUGACAGAAGCAUCAACAUCUUCCACUGUCUGACGGAGAUGAAGGACCAAACAGUCCAUCAGGAGAUCCAAGAGUUCCUGAAGUCAGAGAACAGAUCACAGAAGAGACUGUCUGAGAUCCAGUGUUCAGCUCUGGCCUACAUGUUGCAGAUGUCAGAGGAGGUUCUGGAUGAACUGGACCUGCAGAAGUACAACACAUCAGAUGAAGGAAGACACAGACUGAUCCCAGCUGUGAGGAACUGCAGAGAGGCCAUACUUUCUUCCUGUGGACUCUCACAGACUCACUGUGAAGUUGUGGCCUCAGCUCUGAAGUCUAAUCCUUCACAUCUGAGACUUUUGGAUCUGAGUCACAACAACCUACGGUAUUCAGGAGUGAAACUGGCGUCUGGACUGGAGAGUCCAAACUGCAGACUGGAAACUCUGAGGUUGUAUAACUGCAGUUUAUCACAGAUCAGCUGUUCUUCUGUGGCCUCAGCUCUGAAGUCCAAUCCUUCACAUCUGAUAAAACUGGAUCUGAGUAGAAACAACCUCCAGAAUUCAUCAGUGAAGGAGCUGUGUGAUUUCCUGCAGAGUCCAGAUUGUAAACUACAGGAUCUGAGGUUGGAUAACUGCAGUUUAUCACAGAUCAGCUGUUCUUCUGUGGCCUCAGCUCUGAAGUCCAAUCCUUCACAUCUGAUAAAACUGGAUCUGAGAGGAAACGACCUCCAGGAUUCAUCAGUGAAGGAGCUGUGUGAUUUCCUGCAGAGUCCACAUUGUAAACUACAGGAUCUGAGGAUGGAUAACUGCAGUUUGUCAGAGAUCAGCUGUUCUUCUGUGGCCUCAGCUCUGAAGUCCAAUCCUUCACAUCUGAUAAAACUGGAUCUGAGUCUAAACAAGCUCCAGGAUUCAUCAGUGAAGGAGCUGUGUGAUUUCCUGCAGAGUCCACAUUGUAAACUACAGGAUCUGUGGAUGUGGGGAUGCAGUUUAUCACAGAUCAGCUGUUCUUCUGUGGCCUCAGCUCUGAAGUCCAAUCCUUCACAUCUGAUAAAACUGGAUCUGAGUAGAAACGACCUCCAGGAUUCAUCAGUGAAGGAGCUGUGUGAUUUCCUGCAGAGUCCACAUUGUAAACUACAGGAUCUGGGGUUGUGGGGCUGCAGUUUGUCCAAAAUCAGCUGUUCUUAUCUGGCAGCAGCUCUGAAGUCCAAUCCCUCACAUCUGAUAGAACUCGACAUACGUUGGAACAACCUGAAGGAUUCAGAUGUUAAAGAACUGGAGGACCUUGUUCAGAGUCCACACUGUAAACUGGAGAAACUGGAAUGGAGGUGGUGAUCUGUGGAACAGUCACUGUGAUCAGGACUGUGUGAGGAUCAGCUGAGUCCAGAUGAUCGACAGAUGUGAAAGCAGCAGCACAUCCUCACUUCUUCUCCUCCACUCCUCACUUCUUCUCCUCCACUCCUCACUUCUUCUCCUCCACUCCUCACCCCUCCCUCUGAUGAUGUCACAGAAGGUGAGGCAGACUUCCUGUAGCUCCGCCUCCUUGGUUCAUCAUGUGACUUUAAAGGCGGUGAAACAUCCUUCCAGAUGAUUCUCUGAGAUGGAUUCAUGAGGAACCACGAAGCACUGAGGAGUGGAGGAGCUGAAACAGAAGGAACUGACCAGAGGUUUUUCAUUGGAUGUACAGUCAGUGAACCAGUGUGUUUUGUGGAUAGCACUGAGUUAUUUUGUGCUGCCACCCUGUGGACUAAUGGAGAACUACACUGUAUACCUGAAAACUGGACCUGUGAUCAGGCAAGGGACUAUUUAUGGUCAUUUUCAAAUACAUUACAAGACAGUGACAUCAGCAGUUCCAGAGAGGACAGUGAGUCCACAAUCUGAGGUCCAAUGUGGUCUACCAGGGUCUGUCAGGUCCAAUGUGGUCUCCAGGGUCUGUCAGGUCCA
Molecule: messenger RNA, 4090 nt
Organism: Sphaeramia orbicularis (orbiculate cardinalfish)
Lineage: Eukaryota; Metazoa; Chordata; Actinopteri; Kurtiformes; Apogonidae
Product: NACHT, LRR and PYD domains-containing protein 14-like
Exons: 13
Coding region: 71-3481 (1136 amino acids)
Molecular function (GO): protein binding
Source: RefSeq, a predicted model, not a curated record